AUGGCUGGUAAAAUAAUGACACUCUCUAGAAGAGCCCGUCUUGCCUUAAAGCCAAUAGAGGCAGCGAAACCCUCUGGUAAGUCUACCUCCAAGAGGAAUAGGUCAGAGGGCAGCACCCCUGACAAAGCGCCUCCGAAACGUGCCAAAGAUAUAAAGGAGCAUCCAGUGCCCCCCCCUCACGGCAAACGUUCAGGCAAGUUGCUGAAAGCGUUAGAGGUGCUAGAGGAAUUUGAUAUCCCUCGCGCCCAGAUUGUAGUGGGAUACUUCCCAGCCAGUAAGGACGAUUCGACGAAAGGGAUUCUGAGUUUCGUCGAACCCCAGAACGAAGGUCUGAAUCCAACGGACUGGAGGGUUCUCCGUAGGUCCAACGAGGAAAGUUCUGCUGAGCUCACUAUUUCGAUGGACCUCAAAUCCUUUGAAAUAUUGAAAAAGAGAGGCUCACGGGUGGAUAACAAGUUUGGCCAAGUCUCACUCCGGCCGAAGAACAACCCACCUAAGGAAGCUGGGGAGGUUGCCACGUCUGUUCCAAUGGAGCAGGGGUCUUCUACCUCAGAGGCUCCGGCCUCUAAGGCUAUAGAUCAGCUCCUGGCGACAAUUGGGGCACCAGGCCCUAGUGGACUCUCAAGUCUGGACGAGACAAGGGCACCAAAGAAGCCCAUCCAACCAACUCCAACACCAUCGAGCAACAAGAAGCUCAAAAACAAAGGGGCCAAAGUUCCCCCCAAGAAGUCGAAGGCUUCGAAAAAAUAG
Molecule: messenger RNA, 750 nt
Organism: Phaedon cochleariae (mustard beetle)
Lineage: Eukaryota; Metazoa; Arthropoda; Insecta; Coleoptera; Chrysomelidae
Source: the annotation of a GenBank genome assembly